AUGGUACGUGUUCUGCGCUUUUAUAUUGGCCUUAGAAUUGCUAUACUAACGAACAAUCACCUUGUUAGCCACUUUUACUACAAGAUUGGUGCGUGCCGACACGGCGAUCGGUGCUCUAAGAAACACAUAAGACCUCUUCAUUCGCCUACUGUACUAGUACCGAAUAUGUAUCGCAGGCCUGAAUCUGAGGGCCCAGAGGCCCAGCAGCGCGACUUCGACGCCUUUUACGAGGACGUUUACAUGGAGGCGUGCAAGUUCGGCGAAUUACAAGCUAUGGUGGUCUGUGAGAACAAAAAUGAUCAUCUCAACGGCAACGUUUACCUCAUGUUCACAAAUUCAAGGGACGCAAAUAGCGCGAAAGACAGCUUUAAUACGCGCUGGUUCAAUGAACGUCCUCUCUACUGCGAAUUUUCACAUGUUUCCGACUUCCGCGAGGCUAUUUGCCGCAAGCAUGAUAUGCGCUCCUGUGAGAGAGGAGAUGAGUGUAAUUUCAUGCAUGUACAACGCCCUACCCGCGAUCUUCAAAGUGAUCUAGAAAGGGCCCAAUGGAAGGAAUACCACAUCAAAUAA
Lachancea thermotolerans CBS 6340 is the source of this 570-nucleotide messenger RNA. RefSeq names its product splicing factor SR family protein. The coding region runs from base 1 to 570 and encodes 189 amino acids. Lineage: Eukaryota; Fungi; Ascomycota; Saccharomycetes; Saccharomycetales; Saccharomycetaceae. Gene Ontology annotation, molecular function: pre-mRNA 3'-splice site binding; metal ion binding. The transcript has a single exon. The record is from RefSeq and is a predicted model, not a curated record. Gene Ontology annotation, cellular component: U2AF complex; spliceosomal complex. Gene Ontology annotation, biological process: mRNA splicing, via spliceosome.